AUGGGGGGAUCCCCUCUAGGUUCGCCCCAGACCCCGGUGGGACCAAAGUACGGACUGUCAUCCACGACAGCCGGAGGCGAGAAUGAGUGGAGAGCCGAGCGCACCGGCGGGAGUCUGCAGACAGUGGCGAGGCUGGACGUGCUGGAGGAGGGGGUGCAAGCGGUCCUAUGCCAGGAUGCUAAAUGCACCAUCAACAACCGUAGCAUUAAAUACAAGUCUUACCAUUCAGGUGAUCUCAUCAUUGGUGGCAUUAUUUCUAUGAUCUACAUUAUGUCCAAUCUGAUCACUUUCAAAACAAUUCCAUCUGAAGAACUUGUUGAUGAUCGCAUCUAUUACAUGGCAACGUGGACCUACCUUGCUUCUAUGGAGCUUCUUUCUUCGCAUGACAGAUUCAUUCCCAACUACAAAUGCAGCAUCCACCGAGACUCAGUAUGUGCUAUUGCAGGACCCAAUUCCCAUAUCUCUCAAGCUAUGACAGACAUCCUGAGCAUUUACAAGAUUCCGCAGCUCACAUAUGGCUCUGCUCCAUUGAUGGAUAACAUGAUUCAUACAGCUUUCUUUUAUCAGAUGUUUCCAAAUGAACAUCUUCAAAUUAUGGGGAUCCUCCAGUUGCUGCUGCAUUUUAAGUGGACUUGGAUUGGGGUGAUUUGUCAAGAAAAUGAGAUUGGUGAAAGAUUUCUGCCAGAAGUACUUAAAAUGUUUUCCCAAAAAGGAAUCUGUUUUGAUUACAUUGAAAAGCUUCUACUAGAAUUUUUUUCAAAUGAGCUUGAAGAAAAAAUCAACAAUUUUCUGAAAGUAUACAAAGUCGUUAUGAGUAGUACCUCUGGUGUUGUGAUCAUAUAUUGUGAAAACCAUGCCAUCCCUAUUUUGAGAAUUAUCUCCUUUAUGUCAGAAUCUGUGGACACAAUAGUUGAGAGAAAAGGCAAAGUCUGGAUUUUGCCAGCCCAAAUGGAGUACACUUCAAUCCCACUUCAAAGAGACAUGAGUAUGGACUUCAUCCACGGUGCUCUUUCUGUUGCAGUUUCAUCAAAAGAAUUAUUAGCAUUUAGUACUUUUCUCCAGACAAGAAGCGGUGUUCCAGAAAAGGAAGACGGUUUUUCAAGGGUCUUUUGGGAACUGGCCUUUAAAUGUUCUUUCUCAAAAUCCACUUUAAACCCAAAGUCGGAGAAAAGGUGCACUGGGGAAGAGAAGCUGGAGACUCUUCCAGAGUCAGUUUUUGAACUGAGCAUGACGGGGCAAAGCUACAGUAUCUACAAUGCAGUCUAUGCUGUGGCACAUGCUCUGCAAGCCAUGCUUUCAUCCCACUCCAAACACAGAACAAUGGCUGGUAGUGGGAAAGAGAAGCUUCCGAAUCAUCAAGUGUGGCAGCUUCAUCACUACCUGAGAAAAGUCUCUUUUAACAACAGUGCUGGAGAAAAUAUUUUCUUCGACCAGAAUGGGAAAGUUGCAGCUGGCUUUGAUAUUAUCAACUGGGUCACUUUCCCAAACCAAUCCUUUCUUAGGGUCAAAGUUGGAAAAAUAAAUCCAUCAGCUCAACGAGGAAGACUUCUCUCUCUAUCAGCCGAUAAUAUUGCCUGGCCCAACUUUUUUAACCAGACACAACCUCCUUCUCUGUGCAAUGACCAUUGCUCCUUGGGUUAUAGCAAGAUCAAAAUAGAAGGGAAGCCAUUUUGCUGUUACAAAUGCCUUCCUUGCCCAGAAGGGAAAAUUGCCAACCAGACAGAUUUGGAUGACUGUUUCCAAUGUCCUGAAGAAACCUAUCCUAACAAGGACCAGACAUUGUGCAUUAAAAAACACACAACCUUCUUGACUUACCAAGAACCCUUGGGAAUCACCUUGACCAGCAUUGCUUUCUUCUUUUCUCUCAUCUCAGCUGUGGUGCUGGGGAUCUUCAUUAAACACCAGGACACUCCCAUCAUCAAAGCCAACAACCGGAACCUCACCUACAUUCUUCUCAUUGCCCUCCUGCUCUCCUUCCUUUGCACUUUGCUCUUCAUUGGCCAACCUGGCCAAGUGAAAUGUCUCAUGCGACAAACUGCUUUUGGCAUCAUCUUCUCUGUAGCCCUUUCCAGUAUAUUGGGGAAAACAACCAUUGUGGUUCUUGCUUUCAUGGCCACCAAGCCAGGCUCCCAAAUGAGGAAAUGGGUGGGCAAAAGGCUGGCUAACGCUAUUGUCCUUCCUUGCUCCCUGGUGCAAGUCAUAAUUUGUGCUGUGUGGUUGGCAAUUUCUCCCCCAUUCCCAGAUUCAGAUAGACAUUCAGUGGCUGAAGAAAUUGUUCUGCAGUGUAAUGACGGCUCAGCCACAAUGUUUUAUAUUGUCCUUGGCUUUAUGGGACUGUUGGCUGCUGUUAGCUUUACACUGGCUUUCCUUGCUAGGAAUUUACCUGACAGCUUCAACGAAGCCAAAUUUAUCACCUUCAGCAUGUUGGUCUUUUGUAGCGUCUGGGUGUUGUUUGUUCCCACCUCUCUGAGCACCAAGGGGAAGUAUGUGGUGGCAGUGGAGAUCUUCUCCAUUUUGGCUUCUGCAGCAGGAUUACUGGGCUGCAUCUUUUCCCCAAAAUGCUACAUUAUUCUUCUGAGGCCUGAUUUGAACAGAAAGGAACAGAUGAUAAAGAAACAAAAUUGA
Candoia aspera is the source of this 2625-nucleotide messenger RNA. Its product is annotated as vomeronasal type-2 receptor 26-like. Bases 1 to 2625 code for a protein of 874 amino acids. The record is from RefSeq and is a predicted model, not a curated record. The transcript is spliced from 7 exons. Gene Ontology annotation, cellular component: plasma membrane. Gene Ontology annotation, biological process: G protein-coupled receptor signaling pathway. Gene Ontology annotation, molecular function: G protein-coupled receptor activity. NCBI's taxonomy places the organism in Eukaryota, Metazoa, Chordata, Lepidosauria, Squamata, Candoiidae.